AGGCUGAGCUGCUCCCUCCCUUCAGUAGCAUUAGUGGGGUUGAGCAGCCAGCAUGGCCACAGCUGCCUCUAGCCCCUACACCCUGCUCAGUUCCAGUCCCAUGAUCCACCCGGAGAGCCAGGCCAUGCAGCCUGCUAGCCCCUACAGAGGACACCAGAAACUCCUCCAGAGUGACUACCUGCAAAGCGUCCAGAGCAACGGGCACUCCCUCGGGCACCAGUGGGCAAGUAACCUGUCGGAGGGGAGCCCUUGGUCGGCCUCCAUGGAGCAGCAGGAUGUCAAACCAGGCCGAGAGGACCUGCAGCUCGGCAUCAUCCAUCACCGCUCUCCGCACGUAGCGCAUCACUCUCCUCAUCACAACAACCAUGGCAACCACCCGGGAGCCUGGGGAACUCCAGUGUCCCACAAUUCCUCCAUCACCAGCGGGCAGCAGAUCAACAUCUACUCCCAGACGGGCUUCACUGUCAACGGCAUGCUGGACCACGGUGGGCUCACACCUCCACCCAACCCGCAGGGCCAAGGCAUGCACCCGGGCCUCAGGGACACACUCAGCCCCGAGCACAGCGACCUCGGCGGACACCACUGCCACGACCACUCCGACGAGGAGACACCGACUUCGGACGAGCUGGAGCACUUUGCCAAGCAGUUCAAACAGAGGAGAAUCAAACUUGGCUUUACGCAGGCGGACGUGGGUUUGGCUCUGGGCACGCUGUACGGUAACGUCUUUUCCCAAACUACUAUCUGCAGGUUCGAGGCUUUGCAGCUGAGCUUUAAAAACAUGUGCAAACUAAAGCCGCUGCUGAACAAGUGGCUGGAAGAGGCAGACUCGUCCACAGGCAGCUCUAGCAGUAUAGACAAGAUAGCAGCUCAGGGGAGGAAGAGGAAGAAGAGGACAUCCAUCGAAGUCAGCGUGAAGGGAGUUCUCGAGACGCACUUUCUCAAGUGUCCCAAACCUUCUGCGCAGGAGAUCACCUCGCUGGCGGACACGCUGCAGCUGGAGAAGGAGGUGGUGCGCGUGUGGUUCUGCAACCGACGGCAGAAGGAGAAGCGUAUGACGCCGCCCGGAGAGCAGCCACCCCUCGAGGGACCCUAUUCUCACAGCGGGAGCGCGGGAGACGCCUCCUCGUGCCAUGAUCUCUGACCGAAGCACCGGGAGGAAUCCCCCCCGGCGCAGACUCUCGAGCGCUUGGACGCGCGGUGGCACCUUGUAGCCUCCGCGUCCGUCCCGGUACAGACUCGUCCAGAUGCCUCCAGCACUGAAACAAUAACAGAGAUACCUGUUCAGCCUUCGUCAUUUUUUUUCUGUCAUGAGGGCAUUAUUCUAUAGCGGCAUAUCAACCAUCACAUUUCAGAUCACUUUUUUGGAGCCCGUCAGUUUGCUUUCUACAUCACGGAUAUAAAUACAAAAUGUGCCUAAUAACCUGCCAGCGCCUUUGGUUUGUGUCACCGUUUUUACAUCAGCUCGAUAAUAAUGAUAAGACGGGACUGAUGUUUUGUUUUUAUGGCUUUCCACACACAAGCUGUGCUCCCGUUGUACCUGCGAUCAGCGGCGUGAAACCAAUAAUAAUAUCACUUUUCUUAAUUGAUUUGUACCAGCACCAGAGGCCAUUUUACACUCCACCUCACGCUUCCCUCGGGCUUUUCCAACGCUUUAGUUCUCCUCAUAUUUACAGUCAUUACUUUGUAACGUAGCAAAUCUGUAAUUAUUAUAUUUUUGCAUAUGCAAACAUAGGCCCUCAUUCCAGUUGUAGACCUAUCAACAUAAUACUUGGAGGACUUUUGUUUUUAAUGAUUAAAUUCCUCCCUCGUGGCCUGUAGCUUACGCAGCCACACGCAGUUGCAGCUCUAUUUAUUCAUUCACUUCUUAUGAUUUCAUUUCAAUCAUCUUCGACCAUUUAAACUGUGUGGACUCUGAAAAAGAGCCGAGAAUAGAGAGAGAGGGGUUUGACAACGCUAUACACCUGCCUAUAAUUUUAAUGUACGUUCACUAUCGAAAUUUUAUAAUCUUAAAUACUCCUGUUAUUUGGUUUAUUUCUUAAGUAUUUUUUCGAAUAUUGUACAGUUUUAUAUAUUACCCUUUUGAAGUCAUUAAUUUAAAUAAAUGAUCUUAGUUAUUCAUGCACUUAAUUAGCAGUGUUUUAAAAGAAAAAGCAAACAAACAAAAAAAAAAUAUUUUCAAUAAGACUGAACUGUUUCGGCGGUUUUAUUCCAAAUUUCAAUGACAGCUCAAGUAAUUAUUUAUUUUCAGUAUAAAGCUUGUA
Archocentrus centrarchus (flier cichlid) is the source of this 2261-nucleotide messenger RNA. RefSeq names its product POU domain, class 3, transcription factor 4. The transcript has a single exon. Gene Ontology annotation, biological process: brain development; regulation of transcription by RNA polymerase II. The record is from RefSeq and is a predicted model, not a curated record. The coding region runs from base 53 to 1141 and encodes 362 amino acids. Gene Ontology annotation, molecular function: DNA-binding transcription factor activity, RNA polymerase II-specific; RNA polymerase II cis-regulatory region sequence-specific DNA binding. NCBI's taxonomy places the organism in Eukaryota, Metazoa, Chordata, Actinopteri, Cichliformes, Cichlidae. Gene Ontology annotation, cellular component: nucleus.